Boleophthalmus pectinirostris (great blue-spotted mudskipper) is the source of this 1537-nucleotide messenger RNA. RefSeq names its product GDNF family receptor alpha 2b (gene gfra2b). Gene Ontology annotation, cellular component: signaling receptor complex; external side of plasma membrane. Gene Ontology annotation, molecular function: signaling receptor activity. Bases 1 to 1422 code for a protein of 473 amino acids. The transcript is spliced from 10 exons. Lineage: Eukaryota; Metazoa; Chordata; Actinopteri; Gobiiformes; Gobiidae. Gene Ontology annotation, biological process: nervous system development. The record is from RefSeq and is a predicted model, not a curated record.
AUGCUGCUGAGCAUCAUCAGUAUUCACUGGGUUAUGCAGGUGCUGGUGUGCGACUCAGAGCUGGUCCCUCCGGGUUGGAGAGAACCUUUGGACUGUGUGAGAGCCUCUGAAAUGUGCAACCAGAACAGCCAGUGCAGCUCCCGCUACCGGAUCAUGCGCCAGUGCCUGUCUGGAGGAGACAAGGAGCGUAGUGCCAUGCUCGCAUCCAAGGAGUGCCAGGGGGCGCUAGAGGUACUGCAGGACUCUCCACUAUAUGACUGCCGCUGUAAGAGAGGCAUGAAGAAGGAGCUGCAGUGCCUCCAGAACUAUUGGAGCAUCCACAUGGGUCUAACUGAAGGAGAGGAGUUUUACGAGACAUCUCCCUAUGAGCCCUUCCACUUCUCAGAGGAGUUCCAGCUCGCCUCCAUCAUCUCAGACUCAUCUUUACAGAAGGCAAGCCCCUGCUCUGAAGCAGGGAAACCCUGUAACCCCUGUUUGGAUGCUGCUAAAGCCUGUAAUCUCAAUGACACCUGUAAACGACUACGGUCCAGCUACACCACAAUCUGCUCUAAGGCCACACCCCCUCAGCCAUCUCUGGCCAAUCAGGAGCCCUGCAGCCGGAAACGCUGCCAAAAGGCCCUACGUCAGUUUUUCGAGCGGGUGUCAUGGGAGCUGAGCUAUCCCCUGCUGUUCUGCUCCUGCCGGGACCAGGCCUGUGCUGAGAGGCGCAGACGCACCAUCAUCCCUGACUGCUCGCACCAGGAGAGACACAAACCCAGCUGUCUGGAUCUGCAGCAGCUCUGCCGCUCUGACGCUCUGUGCAGGUCUCGACUUGCGGACUACCACACUAACUGCCAGAUGACGCCUCACACUAUCACCAGCUGUCCGCAUGACAACUACUAUGGCUGCCUCAUGUCCUAUGUUGGCCUCAUAGGCUCAGAUGUGACGCCUAACUACAGCGACAGCAGUCCCUCCAACAUCACUAUCAGCCUGUGGUGCACCUGCAGGGGCACUGGCAAUCAGGAGCGAGUGUGCGAGGCUUUCCACCGCGACUUCACGCACAACACCUGCCUGAAAAAUGCCAUCCAAGCAUUUGGUUACGGCUCUGAGGGGGCACCACAUCACUCCACCGAACUAUCCUCAACAUUCUUACCCCCUGCCCAGCCGCCAAUCAUCGCUAAGCCCGCCCCCUCUUUCCACGGCAAUGCCAUUAAACCCCUAGACAGCGCCUGUAUGUUCUCCACAUGUGCCAACCUGCAGGAUGGAGGUCAGAAGUGCAUCCCAUCAGAAGAAUUCAAGUGUGAGGAGGCCCUGUUGACCCAUGGGUCGUUAGACUCUCAGGACACAGCUGAAGACCGUAGCAGCGGUUGGAAAUCAGCAUCCCUCCAUCAUAUGUGUGUGACGAUGUGCGUGUCCAUUCUCACAAUAUUUCUUCUCUCAUAAACGUGAACCUGUCCACCUCCAAAUCAGCAAUCAUACUUUGUCCUUAUACGUACACAACAAAUUCUCAUCUCCCUUGUAAAUGGCACGACCCAGAAAGCCACAGUGAAAUGCCAAG